This is a messenger RNA of Melopsittacus undulatus (budgerigar), 2471 nucleotides long. It is a transcript of the gene GDF1, whose product is annotated as growth differentiation factor 1. The transcript has 2 exons. Gene Ontology annotation, molecular function: growth factor activity; cytokine activity. Gene Ontology annotation, cellular component: extracellular region. The record is from RefSeq and is a predicted model, not a curated record. NCBI's taxonomy places the organism in Eukaryota, Metazoa, Chordata, Aves, Psittaciformes, Psittaculidae. The coding region runs from base 866 to 1936 and encodes 356 amino acids.
UGCUCUCCCCUUGCAGGGCCAGGGCUGCUCCUGUGUCUGUGCUGGGAUGUGCAGCUCCCUCCCAGCAUGAGGGGGGGAUUCAGGGUGUUAAUCCCAGUUCCUUGUGGGUUUAUUCCGUGUUUGGGCACUGCAUUGAGUCGGAUCCAGGGAAGCUCCUUGGGAAACAGAGAGCAAAAGGUGACUUGGGCUGAUGGAGCCUGUCCCAGGCUCUGGGAUCCAGCCCCUCCUCACCCACCACUGUCUCUGCUUUAGUUCCUUGGCUUUCAAAUGGGAUUUGCAGGAAGGAGGAAACGAAGGGAACUGAGAUCCCAGGUGAUGCUUUGCCUCCUGUGUGGAGAAAAAGGACUUUACAGCACUGGCUUCAGCAUUCAGCUGGUAACUCCAUCUGUGUGUGGCACCAAAAGGGGCAGGGACCCGGCUGGGGAUGGGUGCUGAUGGCUUCUUGUGCUGCUGUGGGGCUCUGCUUGUGGGCAGGGAGCUGAAGGAAGAGUUGGAAGGUGCUGGAGAGUGAUGGCCUUAAGAGAGUGGGAUGCUGUGAUUGAGAAAACAAUGUGGGAGCAGGAGGAGCCUUGGCUCCGUGUCUGGAUCCGGGUGGGAUGUGUGGGGAAGAGCAGCCCCUUCCCUGUCACCAAGGACUUUGUUGGACCCUGCUGGUGAGGAGAUAAAGGAGAUUGCAGGAGCUCUGCGGGAGGAGCAGCAGCCUCAAAGGGUUAAGAGAUCCGCAGGAGCCUGGAGGGAUGCUCCCACCCUCUGCCCAAUCCCUCGUGGCACUGAGCACUCCCCAGAUCAAAGGCUUCAAUCGGCCAUCGACACCCCCUGGCUUCAGGUCCCCAGCUGCUCUUUGUCUGCAGGAAGGAGUGGAGCAAUGUGGCUUGUCCCCAGCUUCCAGGCCAGCCUGGCCUGGGCUCUCCUCGGUGUGGUGCUGGGCUCCCAGUUACGGCUGCAGGAAAGCUUGCUGUUAAAAUCCCUGGGUUUGAGCAGCAAACCCAGCCCCAGAAGCCACACUCCUGUGCCCUCGGUGCUGUGGCGGAUCUUCCAGAGCAGGAAAACGCUGCCUUCCACCAGCAACGACCCGGGAGCUGCCUGUAGGGUGGAGGAAUUCAAUGUCCCCGGGAACAUCAUCCGUGUCUUCACUGACCAAGGCCACUUCAUUCACCACGGGCAGCCCCCGGGGCUGCUGUGCCUGCAGAAGCGCCUGUACUUUAACCUCUCCGUGCUGGAGGAGGGCGAGCGCUUGACCAUGGCUCAGCUGGAGAUCAAAUUCAGCCACAACUCCUACCCCAGCCCCGGCCAGGGGCAGGGCUUGGACCUGAGGCUCUACCGCAGCUCCCGGCUGCCUCUGCAGGGGACACCGGCCCCCGAGCACGGCCAGAAGCUGCUGCUGGAGCGUUCCUUUGAGCAGCUCCACAAGGCUCUUGUGUUUGACCUGAGUGGGGUGGCAAGGGACUGGAGAUCGCACAGCAGGAACCUGGGCUUGAUCCUGGAGAUCGCGGGGAGCAGCGGCUGUCCCGGCAUCAACUCCUUCCUGGACACAUCCCUCCUGGUGGUGACCCUCAGCCAGCAGCAGUGCAGAGCAUCCAGGAGGAGGAGGAGUGCUCAGUCCAUCCCCAUCACCCCCAGCAGCCUCUGCAGGCCCCGGCGGCUCUACAUCAGCUUCAGUGAUGUGGGAUGGGAGAACUGGAUCAUUGCCCCUCAGGGCUACCUGGCCAACUACUGCCUGGGUGAGUGCCCCUUCCCACUGACCGCCGAGCUCAACAGCACCAACCACGCCAUCCUGCAGACCAUGGUGCACUCGCUGGACCCCGAGGGGACCCCCCAGCCCUGCUGUGUCCCCGUCAGGCUCUCCCCCAUCUCCAUCCUCUACUAUGAUAACAGUGACAACGUGGUGCUGAGGCACUAUGAGGACAUGGUGGUGGAUGAGUGCGGCUGCAGGUAGUGGCAUGUGUGCUGCAGGCCCAGCUGGAGCUGUGGAUGGGUGCUGGAAUAAAUCCAAGUGUGUUAAAUCGCCCCUGUGCUGGUAUUGAGGGAGUUUCCCAGUGGUGCAGCCCUUCCGUUGAUGUAACCUCCCACUGGAGGUGCCCUUCUCUACAUGCAGUUUGGGGGGGUUCUGGCACUAAGGGGCAGGUGCUGGAGGUGUGAGUGAGUAGGAGCUGGUUCAGCUCCACCGCACCUCCUACGGGGUUAUGAUCGGCUCUGGUACUGGUUCCAUACCCUGUUCUCCACGGGUGAUGGCAGCAUCAGGCUGGGAAUCCCGGACCACUGGUGCUUAGGCUGAGCUGCUGGUGCCAGCGAGGAGAGCACAGCCACAGGGCUGCUGCUUUCCAGCUUUUUGGUUGAAUGCUGUAGGUUUGUGCAAACAGAAAUAGCUGUUUUUAGUGAACUGCUGCUAGUGCUGCCCCCGGUGCUGUACUGCAGGGAUGGGAUGCAGCAGCUCCAGCCCUGCUGCAGGAAGAGAUAAUGUUGUCACUGCC